This is a messenger RNA of Micropterus dolomieu (smallmouth bass), 3113 nucleotides long. RefSeq names its product glycerol kinase-like. The transcript has 20 exons. Gene Ontology annotation, cellular component: mitochondrion. Lineage: Eukaryota; Metazoa; Chordata; Actinopteri; Centrarchiformes; Centrarchidae. Gene Ontology annotation, biological process: glycerol metabolic process; glycerol-3-phosphate biosynthetic process; triglyceride metabolic process. Bases 191 to 1813 code for a protein of 540 amino acids. The record is from RefSeq and is a predicted model, not a curated record. Gene Ontology annotation, molecular function: glycerol kinase activity.
GGUUUACAUCCUCUGAGCUGAUCCAGAGUGUCUGCCCGCUCGGUCGACCUAACCCCCCUCACGAGGAGCCGUGCUGGCACUCAACAACAACAUUCAAGCUCGUGCCGCGUGUCCCAGUCAGCGUGACAGCCAGCUAGUGUGGAACGCCUCGUUCUGAGUGUUUUAUCGGCCACGAGGAGAAAGUAGAAGGAUGGACCCGCUGGUUGCUGCCAUUGACCAGGGCACGAGCUCGACGAGGUUUCUGGUGUUCAAUGCAAAAACAGCCGAACUGAUAAGUCACCACCAAGUAGAGAUCAACCAGAGCUUCCCCAAGGAGGGCUGGGUGGAGGAGGACCCCAAGGAGAUAAUGCAGUCUGUCUAUGAGUGCAUGGAGAGGACCUGUGAGAAACUCUGCCAGCUCAACGUCGACAUCUCCAACAUAAAAGCGGUCGGGGUGACCAACCAGAGAGAGACCACCCUGGUUUGGGACAAAGUGACCGGAGAGCCACUCUACAACGCCAUUGUUUGGCUGGACCUGCGCACUCAGUCAACAGUGGAGCGGCUCAUCAGCAAAACUCCGGGACAAAACAAGAACCAUUUCAAGCACAAGACGGGCCUUCCCAUCAGUACCUACUUCAGUGCAGUGAAGCUACGCUGGCUGCUGGACAACGUGGACGAAGUGCGACAGGCAGUGCUAAGUGAGCGUGCCAUGUUUGGGACGGUGGACUCCUGGAUUAUAUGGUGCCUGACGGGAGGCAGGAACGGAGGGGUCCACUGUACAGACGUCUCAAAUGCCAGUCGCACCAUGCUCUUUAACAUUCACACCAUGGACUGGGAUCCUGAACUCUGCAGGUACUUUGAUGUCCCGAUGGAAAUCCUCCCCAAAGUCAGAAGCUCCUCUGAAAUAUACGGCUGGAUGAACUCCGGCCCUCUCGCAGCAGUUCCCAUCUCAGGGUGUCUUGGGGACCAGUCGGCUGCCUUGGUUGGUCAGAUGUGCUUCAAGGAAGGCCAGGCCAAAAACACGUACGGGACUGGUUGCUUCCUGCUCCGAAAUACAGGGACCAAGCUUGUGAUGUCAGACCACGGCCUGCUCACCACAGUUGCCUACAAGCUGGGAAAAGACGAGCCUGCCUGCUAUGCAUUGGAGGGUUCAGUGGCCAUCGCAGGGGCAGUGGUACGGUGGCUGAAGGACAACAUGGGCAUUGUGCAGUCUUCCUCAGAGAUCGAGAAACUAGCAGCUGCAGCAGGCACGUCUUACGGCUGUUACUUUGUGCCGGCUUUCUCCGGGCUCUAUGCCCCCUACUGGGAGCCCAGUGCAAGAGGCAUCAUCUGUGGGCUCACUCAGUUCACCAACAGGAGCCACUUGGCGUUUGCAGCCCUUGAGGCUGUCUGCUUUCAAACCAGAGAGAUCCUUGAUGCAAUGAACCAGGACAGCGGCAUCCCCCUGACGCAGCUGCAGGUGGAUGGAGGCAUGACGUCCAACAGAUUACUGAUGCAGCUGCAGGCCGACAUCCUCUGCAUUCCCGUAGUGCGACCCACCAUGUCAGAGACAACGGCUCUGGGUGCAGCCAUGGCAGCGGGGGCAGCAGAGGGGGUGGAAGUGUGGAGCCUGAGCCCCGGGCACCUCCCACAGGUCACGAGUGAGAAGUAUGAGCCGCAGAUCAACUGUGACGAGAGCGAGUUCCGCUUUGCUCGGUGGAAGAAAGCCGUCCAGAGAGCCAUGAACUGGGAGACCACAGAGCCUUGCUUCAAUGCCAACGGUUUAGGAAAGAAGAUGAACGGCGCCCCCUGGGGGGUCCCUCCCACCCCGCCACCCACCAGAGCGGACCCCUAAGGUCCGACGUUUACUACUGCUGCACGCAACACCGACUUCUUGUAUCACAAGCAGUAAUCGUGGUCCAAGACCUUAAUGGGGAACAUGGCAAAGCCUACUGUGGAGCAACACUAGAAGAAGCAAUGUGCUCGUAUCCCAUGGAUGUGACGUGACUGAAAACCGUGAUCAUUAACCUGAAGUGCCAGCUGGAAUGAAGACACAAUAUGAUGCUUUUUAAAGCAACUAUGGAACCAUCGUGUCUGGAAUUACUUAGGCUUCCUUCUCUGAAAAAGGGAAAGUUUCUUAAACUUUUUAACCUGACCAUGAAUUUGCCUUCUUCAACCUGUAAGGUAAAGCAUAGGAACAUCAGGUGUUCAGUCUAAAGUAAAGAGCAGCACUUCUGUACCACAACAGGAUGCUGUACUGUUUGCUUUUCCAUUUGUUCUGUACAUAGUGUUGGUGUUUGUACUUUUUUCUUCUACACUUUGGAAUGUACAAAAUCCAAACAUCUGAGCAGAUGUUACGCAUGUUAUGUGACUAAUUCAGUUUUGGAAAGUGGUCACUGCUCACCUUCCUUCCUGUGAAGUGGGGUUUGUUUUUGUUGGAACUUAAGAGGAAUGUCCCUGCAGUCAAAGGUUUCAUGAGAUGUUAAAAAAAAAGUAAUUUAUUGGAUGAUUUAACGAUGAGCUUCAACAUUUUGGAAUGAGGGAGAAAGUGUUAAUGUUUUGACGGCUUUCCCCCUAUGCAGAAUUGACAGACACUUUGCAGGCUCUCACCAGCACUUUAUAAUUUAUCCUGUGUAUGGAGAUGAUUGUAGGAGCCAUGCAGGGUUUUUAAAAGGAAUAGCUUUUUUAUCCCAUUUUUAGGAGGGAAUUUUAAUCCUCACAAUCCUCCUCAAUCACUCCACAGAUACAACAGAUUAAGAUAAGGCAAAACAAUAAAGUACAUUUUGAUUCUGUUCAUAAACAAUGUAUAUUUCUUCAGUCAUACGGAACCAAAUGCUUUUAGAUCCGAGCCAUGGUACUGACCACUGACAAAAGUCACUUUAAUUCAGAAUGAAGACGCAUCAAGAUUAAGAUCCAUUCUGUGAAAAUGGAACGUUUGGUUACUGUAUUCAUUUCUGGGGACUGCUAACUGAUCAUUCUGAUAGGGAUUUACUUUAAAGGGUGUUUUCCACAUUGUAAGAUCCUAUUUGUAUACCUGCCAGUUGAAAUUUGUUUGACAUGAUGUGUAGCAAGAGCACUUGGCUCUGCGGGAAUGUAUAAGAGGCUGUAAUUACUGUAGAACCUGACUUGAAUAAUAAAAAUGUGUCAGCACUUAA